This is a messenger RNA of Penicillium angulare, 429 nucleotides long. Its product is annotated as FAD-dependent oxidoreductase. Lineage: Eukaryota; Fungi; Ascomycota; Eurotiomycetes; Eurotiales; Aspergillaceae. Bases 1 to 429 code for a protein of 142 amino acids. The transcript has 2 exons. Gene Ontology annotation, molecular function: FAD binding; monooxygenase activity. The record is from RefSeq and is a predicted model, not a curated record.
AUGGACGAGAAUCCGACUCUUGGGCAAUCAUGGGUCUCGGAAGGAAGUAUGGACAAGUUGCUUAAGACAUUUUCAGAGUUCCUUAGCUGGCUGACCAGUAUUUCCAAACACUCGCCCAACAUCGGCCUUUGGCAACUUGGCAACUGCGUGACAUGGUGCGCAUCAUUGAAACUCGACCUUGCAUGGUACAGGCCUGACAGUAUAUAUGAUCCCCUAGAAACCUGGAGCCAGGGUCGCGUCAUUAUUAUUGGAGAUGCUGCCCAUCCCAUGCUACCCACCCAAGGCCAAGGCGCGAACCAGGGUAUCGAAGACGCAGAGGCUUUGGGUGCUUUCUUCAAGGACGUCCAAGAGGCUCCAUCUCGGGGGCAGCUAAACGAUAUCUUCGGGGUGAAUUAUUCUUCCCCGAUUCCAAUUACUCUUGCUAAAUAA